This is a messenger RNA of Branchiostoma belcheri (Belcher's lancelet), 1618 nucleotides long. Its product is annotated as legumain-like. The record is from RefSeq and is a predicted model, not a curated record. The transcript has 13 exons. NCBI's taxonomy places the organism in Eukaryota, Metazoa, Chordata, Leptocardii, Amphioxiformes, Branchiostomatidae. Gene Ontology annotation, biological process: vacuolar protein processing. Gene Ontology annotation, molecular function: cysteine-type endopeptidase activity. Bases 73 to 1380 code for a protein of 435 amino acids.
CUGUUUUCCCUCCGCCGUUUUGCUUGUAUCAGACGUACUUUUCUGUCUCGCUGUCUCGCUAGCACCUCCAACAUGCUUGCCAUCGUGGUUUUGUCCCUGUUCGGGGCUGUUCUUGGGUUCCCGGCGGAUUUUGAGGAGGCUAUCCCCGUGGCCGAACCGGAGCCGGGAGUGAACUGGGCGGUGUUGAUCGCCGGUUCAACCGGCUGGGGGAACUAUCGUCACCAGGCUGACGUGUGCCACGCCUACCAGAUCCUGCACAGGAACGGUAUCCCGGAUGAGAGGAUCGUGGUCAUGAUGGCGGACGAUCUCGCUCACAACAUCAGGAACCCCACCAAAGGAGUCAUCAUCAACCACCCUGACGGACCAGACGUGUACCAUGGAGUUCCCAAGGACUACACCAGAUUCGACGUGACCGCUAAGAACUUCCUGCGUGUGCUGAAGGGAGACCGAGAGGGCGUGGCCGGGAUAGGCAGCGGGAAGGUCAUCGAGAGCGGCCCCCACGAUAACGUGUUUGUGUACUACACUGACCACGGCGCGCCCGGGAUCGUGGCCAUGCCGCACGGAGGCAUGCUGCACGCAGACGACCUGGUCACUACGCUCAAGGAGAUGCACCAGGAGGGCAAGUUCAAUAAGCUGGUGUUCUACCUGGAGUCUUGUGAGUCCGGCUCCAUGUUUGACAAGAUUCUCCCGGACAACAUCAACAUUUUCGCGACCACCGCUGCGAACGGUAAGGAGUCUUCCUACGCGUGUUACAUGGACACGAAGCGGAAGACAUACCUGGGUGAUCUGUACAGCGUCAACUGGAUGGAGGACUCUGACGUGGAACAAGUUUCUAAGGAGACCCUUGAGCAGCAGUUUGAGAAGGUGAAGAUGCUGACCAACCGGAGUCACGUGCAGGAAUAUGGCGACAUGAACAUGAAAAACGACAUUAUUGGACUGUACCAGAGCACCAUCAACUACCCGUCCGCCCCCCUCAAACCUUACAGAAAGGUCCAGCAUGACGCGGUCCCCUCCCCUGACGUGCCGCUCGCCAUCCUGAACCUCCGGCUGGAGACCGCGGAGUCCGAGGAGGAGAGGCAGGCCGUGCUGGCCGAGCUGAAGGAGGAGCUCAACCUCCGGACGAGCAUCGCCCAGACCAUGAAGGAUAUAGUCACCAUGGCAACGGAUGACGCGGACAAGGCUGCGGACAUCCUCGUCAAUCACCAUCGUGAAAUCACCGCCCGCCCCUGCUACAAGGCAGCCGUCAACUACUUCCACGACAAGUGCUACGAUCUGUCGCAGUAUGAGCACGCCCUGCGCCACAUGUACACCCUGGUCAACCUGUGUGAGGAACAGGUGCCUCUGGACAGGGUGACGGCUGCUAUGGACAGCAUUUGCUAGAGCGCGGUGACGACGUUGUUGUAAUUCUAAAGAUAUUUGUAGCUUGUUGAAUUUGUUCUCAAAGCCACCAGAUUUUUUCCAAUUUGGCGACGAAGAAGACUGUAAGUAGCUUUACAGACGACCCAACAAUAUGCAAAUAAAGAAAGCAGAACCGUAAUGAAGUGAGGAAUUAUCGAACAACGUAUGUUCUUCAUUACUUUGUGUUACCAGCGUAGACAUAUAUGGAGAUGAUACACAA